AUGGCGGCCACAGCAGCAAAGUCGUCCUUUGUCCCCCUCCCCGUAUCGUUGGCGGCGACCAUCGCGCGGUACCACAUCGCCCCCGAGGCAGGCCCCGACGGCGACGAUGACGCACACAUGGCCGUCGAGCUCGCGCAGGCGGCGCACCGCGUCCGGCUCGUCAAUCUCUGGCGCAUCCCGCCCGGCAGCCGCGUCCUCGAGAUUGGAUGCGGCCAGGGCACCUUGACGGCCGUGCUCGCCGAGGCCGUGGGGCCCGAGGGGCGCGUCGACGCCGUGGACCCGGGCAGCCCGGACUACGGCGCGCCCUGGACGCUCGGCCAGGCGCAGGCACGGCUCUCGGCCUCGCCCGUCGGCGGGCGCAUCGCGUGGCACAACGCCGAGCCGGGCGCGUUCCUGGCGGCGGCGGCAGACCGGGACGACGGCGACGGGCCGCCAGCGUCAUGGGACGUGGUCGUGCUGGGCCACUGCAUCUGGUACUUUGCCUCGCCCGACACGCUGUCCGCCAUGCUCGCCGCGCUCAGGGGCCGGGCGGCGACCCUCCUCGUCGCCGAGUACGCCCUCACGGCGGCGGACAAGGCGGCGGUGCCGCACGUGCUGGCGUCGAUGGCGCGGGCGUUUCUCGAGGCGCACAACGAGGCCAGCGAGGCCAACAUCCGGUGCCUCGCCAGCCCGCAGGGCAUCACCGAGGCGGCGCGGGCUGCCGGCUGGCGCCUCGACGGCGAGGACACGGUGGUCCCGGACGAGGCCCUUCAGGACGGCUCGUGGGAGGCGGGCUCCGUCAAGAGCGCGGCCUUUCUCGACGAGAUUGCCGCUCACGUCCGCGAGGCGCCCGUGCAGGCGCUGCUGCGGUCGUCGAGGGACGCCGUCAUCGGUGCCAUGGCGGCGCUGGGUGGUGGGAGCAAGGUGCGGACAAUGGACGUCUGGGUGGCGCGGUUCAAUUGAUGCAGCCAGCAGGCGAGCGUGCUGCGAAUGGCUAUGAUGUACAGUUUAGAGAGGGAGCUCUCUCAGCGUGCUAGCUGGG
Molecule: messenger RNA, 1021 nt
Organism: Purpureocillium takamizusanense
Lineage: Eukaryota; Fungi; Ascomycota; Sordariomycetes; Hypocreales; Ophiocordycipitaceae
Exons: 1
Coding region: 1-942 (313 amino acids)
Source: RefSeq, a predicted model, not a curated record